AUGGCCUCAAUCGCAAAAGGGAAAGCCCGCGAAGGAUCGGAGGAGGCCACAAUGCGCCAGAUGGAGGAGCUCAACCGUCGCCUCCUCGACGAGUUCAAAGCCGAAGACGCGACCGCGCAAUCGCGGGGGUAUACUGUGACCUCGACGAUCGACCUGCGCACGAUGCCGGUGGACGCCGCGCCCCCGGCCGCGCGGGUGGCGAACAUAUUCACGACGCAGCCGCAGGACGGGGCCCUCACAGAGAACGUCGAGUGCAUCCUGCACAGCGCCGCAGCGAAGCAGGAGCUCAUCGAGUACCCCAACUUCCCGCGGCCCACCCCCCGCUCGCACACGAACCCAGUGAUCCCUGUGCUCCUCGCCUCUCUCAGCGACGACGACGACGGCGACGGCGAGGGGGAGGGGCAGGGGCAGGGGCAGGGCGCGGAGGUGAAGGCGCCCUACCGCAUCGCCGAAGUCCCGUCCAAGGGCCUGGGCAUGCUCGCGACGCGCGCCAUCCCCCAGGGCGCCUUCAUCACGGCCGAGCGCCCGCUGCUGCUCGGGCCGCAGGCGCAGCACCUCGACGGCCACAACAUGCAGUUCUCCGCCACCGCCACCGCGCGCCAGCGGCAGCGCGCCGCCUUCACCGAGGCGGAGAAGAACCUGCGCAUCGCGUUCGCGCGCAUGGCGCCCGCGAACCAGACGGCGUACACGGCGCUGCACAACGCGCACCAGAGCGACGGGAGCGGGCCCAUCACGGGUGUUAUGCGCACGAAUGCGUACGAGGUGUGUCGUCUCGAAGGCAGGACGUAUGCGGGCGUCUUCAAGGACUUGUCCAGGGUCAACCACAGCUGCAGCCCGAACACCACCUCAUAUUUCGAUCGCGCCUCGCUCUCCAUGCUCCUCUUCGCCGUGCGCGACAUCCCCCCCGGCGCCGAGAUCACCUCGACCUACUGCGGGCUCCUGCAGCCGCGCGCCGCACGCGCCAGGGCGCUCAAGCCAUACGGCAUCCGCUGCGCCUGCGCCGCCUGCACCGACCCCGACCCCGCCGCCUCCGACGCGAACCGCCUGCGCAUCAGCCGCGUGGCGGACGCCGUGCCCGCGAUCGUCCGGUGGGCCGGCAGCCCCGCGCUGCCCGACGGCCUCCUCCUGCGCCCGGCGCUCGCGCUGCUGCAGGUCAUCGAGGCGGAGGGCCUCGAGGGGUCCCUGGCGUACGUGCGGGUGCUGUACCACGUGGUGCUGAUACUGCAGGUGCUGGCGGUGAGGGGGGUGAGGGGCGCGGAUACGGACGGGCUGCUGGUGUAUGCGGCGAAGUGGGCAACGCUGCGUGGGUGUAGGGGCGAGGGAGAGCGCGUGGGCGAGGCGCAGUUCAGGGAGGAGAGGGAAAGGGUUAUGGCUGCGGCGUUGGCGCGCUCUCGGUUGGCGCCAGAGGGAGGGCAGAGGGCUGUGGAAUGA
Molecule: messenger RNA, 1431 nt
Organism: Pleurotus ostreatus (oyster mushroom)
Lineage: Eukaryota; Fungi; Basidiomycota; Agaricomycetes; Agaricales; Pleurotaceae
Exons: 5
Coding region: 1-1431 (476 amino acids)
Molecular function (GO): protein binding
Source: RefSeq, a predicted model, not a curated record